This is a messenger RNA of Frieseomelitta varia, 1296 nucleotides long. It is a transcript of the gene PMP34, whose product is annotated as peroxisomal membrane protein PMP34. NCBI's taxonomy places the organism in Eukaryota, Metazoa, Arthropoda, Insecta, Hymenoptera, Apidae. The transcript has 9 exons. The record is from RefSeq and is a predicted model, not a curated record. Bases 361 to 1284 code for a protein of 307 amino acids. Gene Ontology annotation, molecular function: coenzyme A transmembrane transporter activity; ATP transmembrane transporter activity; AMP transmembrane transporter activity. Gene Ontology annotation, cellular component: peroxisomal membrane.
UUAACGAGAGCAGAAGGCACCGAAGACUUUGUAUUUGUCCAUUGAUUGGACUUCGUCUCUGAGGCACUAGUCCGCUCGUUUCAUGACGUUUGACGUACUUAUGAUUGGAAUGUUCAUCCAUGUCCGAUAUAAAAAUCAAGUAUAUAAGUACACGGAACGGCCAUUCGCGAGCAGUGACUUUACACAAUUGGCACGUAGAUUUCUUGUUUACUCUCAGUGACGAUCCUUUUCCUGAAAGUGUCUCCUGUCAGUGUCAACACGCCGUUUGAUAAAUAAGAGUAAUUAUUGAUAUUAACAACAUGACAGAAAAUUCAGCGAAAAAUACUUAGUGCAAGUCAAAAAAUCAAAUUGUUUGCAAAGAUGGGUGACGGAGAAUGCAGUAGGAGCAUUUUCAGUUAUGAAACGCUAGUUCACGCGAUAUCCGGUGCUACCGGUGGCGUCAUUGCCAUGGCAACGUUCUUCCCUUUAGAUACAGUACGGAGCAGAUUACAAUUGGAGGAAGACCGAGUAUCGAAAAGUACGCUCGCCACAAUGCGCGACCUCAUUACGAAGGAAGGGCCAGCCACUUUGUACAGAGGGAUGGUACCUGUUCUUCAGAGUCUGUGUGCCAGCAACUUCGUUUACUUCUACACGUUCCAUGGCUUAAAGAUGCUCAAAACAAAUAAAAAUCAAUCAGCUGGAAAUGAUCUGCUGGUUGCGUCAAUAGCAGGCGUAAUUAAUGUCUUAACAACGACACCACUGUGGGUAGUAAAUACCAGAUUAAAAAUGAGAGGUGUUGGCCACGUCCAGGAAAGGAAUAACAAUGAUUACAACACAUUAUACGAUGGUCUUAUAUACAUAUGGAGAGUCGAAGGUCUAAAGAAGCUUUGGGCGGGUACUUUGCCAAGUUUGAUGCUGGUUAUGAAUCCAGCCAUUCAAUUUAUGACUUACGAGGCUAUUAAGAGAAGAGUUUUCGCAUCUUUAAAUGGUUUACAACCACCUGCAUGGACGUUCUUUGUUAUUGGUGCCAUAGCCAAAGCAGUAGCAACUGCAUUAACUUAUCCAUUGCAAUUAGUUCAAACAAAACUAAGACAUGGUCAUAACUAUUCAAACCUGCCACCAAAUGCUGGGAGUUUAGAAAUUCUGUUUUACAUACUAAAAAAACAAGGAAUAUCAGGACUGUACAAAGGGAUGGAAGCAAAAUUAUUGCAAACAAUUCUUACAGCGGCAUUAAUGUUUUUAGCUUACGAAAAAAUUUCAACGCUUGUUUUUCGUAUUCUUUUGUAUAGACCAAUGUUAAGAUAAUGUUCCCACGCA